GCAGGAACUAUGGGUAGUGGGCGGGGCCCGGGUGAUUCGGAACGCCGGGCGGACGGUGUGGUUCAGCCAGGAGGUCUUUAGGAUGUUGGCGCCCGUCGUGUACGUGGCAGUGGCGGCUCUGCUCGUUGGCCUUAUCCUCUUCCUGACUCGCAGCCGGCGCGGGGUGCCAGAAGCUGAUCAAGAGCUACACCGCAAUGAGGAGACGCCAGGAGUAGCAGCCCGAGGGGGCCAGUCAAGGCCCCUGGAGGCAGAGGAGCAGAGAGCUGGAGGCAGACCCCGCCGCCGGAGGGACCUGGGCAGCCGCCUACAGGCUCAGCGUCGAACCCAGAGGGUGGCUUGGGCAGAAGUGGAUGAGAAUGAGGAGGAAACUGACAUCCCAGCUCAGGAAGAAGAAGACAUUGAGAAGCCAGCAGAAACUCACCCGACAGGGAAAAUUGGAGCCAAGAAACUACGAAAACUAGAAGAGAAACAGGCGCGAAAAGCCCAGCGUGAGGCAGAAGAGGCUGAACGAGAGGAGCGGAGGCGCCUGGAGUCCCAGCGGGAGGCAGAGUGGAAGAAGGAGGAGGAGCGGCUCCGCCUAGAGGAGGAACAGAAGGAGGAAGAGGAGAGAAAGGCCCGGGAGGAGCAGGCCCGGCGGGAGCAUGAGGAGUACCUAAAACUGAAGGAGGCUUUUGUGGUGGAGGAGGAAGGUGUGGGCGAGACCAUGACUGAAGAGCAGUCCCACAACUUCCUGACAGAAUUCAUCAACUACAUUAAGCAGUCCAAGGUUGUGCUUUUGGAAGAUUUGGCUUCCCAGGUGGGCCUGCGGACUCAGGACACCAUAAAUCGAAUCCAGGACUUGCUGGCUGAGGGGACUCUAACAGGUGUGAUUGACGACCGGGGCAAGUUCAUCUACAUAACCCCAGAGGAACUGGCUGCUGUGGCCAACUUCAUCCGACAGCGGGGCCGAGUGUCCAUCACCGAGCUUGCCCAGGCCAGCAACUCCCUCAUCGCCUGGGGCCAGGAACCCCCAGCCCAGGCCCCAGCCUGACCCCAGCCUGACCCCAGCCUGACCCCAGCCCUUCCCUCUUGACUCAGAACUGGUGUGGUGUGUCUGGACAUAUGUCUUCACCCUUCCCACCAUGCUGGGGCAGUGAUGAAGUGUGGCUAGGAAGUUGCAGAUUAAAGGCCUGAGAGCACUGCUGAGCUUGGUCUGACUUGGUGUGGCAGAUGGCCUGGCCUGGGAUCUCAGAUGAGCAGGUGAGAUCCAGACCUCAGAGUAGAGUUGAGAGAUAAGGAGGGUCCCUUAUAAGCUGGUUGAAGUCCCAUUUUCAUCAUUUGUAAAAAAACCUAUUGUGAACUUACUAUGUUGUUUUGUGCCCUGUAAGCCCAGCCCCCAAAGUAAAAAUGGGGAGAGCUUUUUUUUUUUUUUUGAGGCUAGGUCUCCCUAUGUAGUGCAGGUUGGCCUCGAACUCAUGGUGAUGCUCCUGCCUCAGCCUCCUAAUGGCUGGGACUACAGGCAUGUACCACCAUCCCAGCUGGGGAGAGCUCUUAGGCCCACGCCAUCCUUUACUGUGCACAGAAGUCUCAUGAGUCAGGAGCUCUAGGUAGGGCUGAGAGCCAUGGGGAGAAGAGUUAAUGAGAGGUACAACGGUAGAGUCUUAGGAAGAAGCAGCCUUUGAGGGAGCCAAGAAGGGAGUCAGUGAAGGAGGGAGGCUAGCCAGCUACUUGCAGGGCAGGUAGAGGAAGAGGAAGGCUGACUUCAGCUGAGUGUAGUUGUAUAGGGGAAGGACAUGGUUCGUGUGGCACAUCACUUGAGUUCAGCUCUCUAGCCUUGACAGAAACAUCUUAAAUGGUGUAGGUGAUUCCACCCCACUGGUGGCUGUGAGGACCAUAUGCUCAGGAGUGGGUGUGAUGAAAGAUGUGUGUCUCCUGUAGGGUCAGUCACUCUAGUUCUUUGGGCUGUUCAUGGUGUGAGCAUCCUGCUGGGCUGAAGCACAUGUCUAAACAUGUAUUCUUUAUGCAUGGUAACCCUGAAACACAAACCACCUACCUCCUUUGGUGCCUGGAGGGGAAGGCAGCUUUCUGUUCCUGUCCAGGAGGAAACUACGGAUAGGUGAUGGGGAAACAGUAUGUCAAGGUCCAGAGCCUUGUAGAAGUGUCAAGAGUGACUUUUGACUCCUGUGGUGCUAUAAGCAUUGAUGUGGAACCUAACUCCAGGUGAGGUGUGACUGCUAAUUCCAGCAACGGCAACCAUUUGAGUUAGUGUGUGAAGAGCUGCAUGCAUUGUUUGGAAGGCCAUCUGGGUUGCAGGAGAGGGAGGAAACAUAACCACAGUGUGAGGCAGGAACAUAAAAUUACAAAGGGAAAGUAGAGAUGACUUAUAGUUAGGUCAGUGUAUCUCAGUCCUGGUUAUUCGUUACAGUCACUUGGGGCGUUUUCCAUAGUCUCACGCCAGCUCCGUGUAGGAUCAGUUAAAUCCGAAUCUCUGGGGGUAGGAUCAGAACAUAUCAGUCGGAGAUUGUAGAGGGCAGCCAAGGUUAGAGCCCAGGAAUGAAAGGUGGGGGUAGGUAGAAAGGCAGGUGAUAAAGCUAUAAGUAUUAAGAUCCCCAGCAGAAGGGGUUUCUUGCAGAGCAAGAUAGCAGCCCCAGGAACUCUGUCCUUUCCCCUCAGCCAUCCUCCUGCGCUGUCUAGGUGGUAUGAUGCCUAAAGCAGCCCCAGGCCCAGCAUCCCACCUUCAGGAUGAUGCCGAAGCCUCUGCCACUGAGUCACAACCCAAAGCUAGAAAUUACUUUAAGUGUUUGUAUAUCUUAAAAAGUAGACACAUAUGGUAUUAUAAUUAUUGCAUUACUGAUUUGUACAUGUGACACUAGAACUAAUUAUAAAUAUUUCAGUACUAUGGA
Chinchilla lanigera (long-tailed chinchilla) is the source of this 2882-nucleotide messenger RNA. RefSeq names its product DDRGK domain containing 1 (gene Ddrgk1). Lineage: Eukaryota; Metazoa; Chordata; Mammalia; Rodentia; Chinchillidae. The transcript is spliced from 9 exons. The coding region runs from base 83 to 1030 and encodes 315 amino acids. The record is from RefSeq and is a predicted model, not a curated record.